Messenger RNA from Drosophila sechellia, 946 nucleotides. RefSeq lists its product as uncharacterized. Bases 128 to 871 code for a protein of 247 amino acids. The record is from RefSeq and is a predicted model, not a curated record. Gene Ontology annotation, molecular function: DNA binding. The transcript has 2 exons. Lineage: Eukaryota; Metazoa; Arthropoda; Insecta; Diptera; Drosophilidae.
AGUGAGCAGUUUUCCUUCAAGGAUUCUCGCAUCAAAAAAAUAAUGAUAACAGUAACAAAACCCAUUCGUCGUCUAAUGUUUUCCACUGUUGUAAAAGUAUCUCUAGAGUUAUAAAGCGAAUAGGGCCAUGUCCCAGACAAAUCCGAAACCAAGUGAUACGCAAUCACUGCGUUGUUUGCACUGCAUGAAGGUGAUCCGUUGCUCCCGCUACGACACCAGUGAACUGGUGCGCCACAUCGAACAGGAUCAUCCGGAGAUAUACGCAGUAACCACGGAUAAAAUCAAGAAUCUGCACAAGCUGGCCGCGGAUCACGGCAUCAGUGAGGAGCGGCUCUCGAAGAUUAGCAAGAUGACGGGUCUGUCCGAGUCCCAAAUGGCCGAAAAGGCGGAGAAAUAUAUGGCCAAAAAGAAGAGUUCUGGUCGCAGUGGUGGGUCUGUCGCCGGUGACCCUGCUGCCGGCAGUGAAGCCUCUUACAAAGCUGAGAAGCCCAGCUGCUCGUGUUCACGGCCGGUGGAGAAGUCGAUGGCGCAUCGAAGGAGCUGCUAUCGCGCCUCCAUCGAACGCUGGACUCCGGCGGAGGGGCGCAUCUUUUGUCCGUGCUGCGCGAGCAGCAGGCGGCCGCUCAUCAAGGCUGCCACGGAGAUCUCGAACAACGGCUGCUGUGCCGCCUGGGUGGUCUCCUGCUGGCCUCUGUGCUUCCUGCCCUGCCUCAUUUCCGCGGACAACAAUGAGUACCUGUACUGCUCCAAUUGCCGCGCCUUUCUGGGCAUCUACGAUCGCGAGAAAAGCUGUGUCCAGCCCAGCAAGGAGUUUGUGUCCUGCAGCAAGUCGGUCACGGCACCGCUCAAGAGUCCCACUGAACACCUGUGAAAGGACUUUGAGUGGGCGUAGUACUUAUUAAAUUGUUUGUGUAUACAUUUGGCUAUGUUUUUUUAAUAAAAACAA